AUGGGUACAGCCCUGGCUGUCACGGCCGAGGUACAAAUGUUGUUUGAUGCUUUCAAUAACAGAGCCUCAGCAGGAAACAGCAUUUUGGAAGCUAUGUCAAUGUCGCAGUCAAUUCUCGACGGGUCGAAUGCCCCAGUAGCUAUCGUCGGCAUGGGUUGCCGAUGGGCAGGCGGUGUCCGGGACGCGCCUGGGCUUUGGCAGCUUCUUAAAAACAAGCGUGACGGCUGGCGUGAGUUUGAGGAGCCUCGAUUCUCGACGAAGGGUUUCCAUCACCCUAACCAGGAUCGCCCGGGCACAAUGAGAACGCAAAGAGGGUUCCUCAUAGACGAUGAUGCUCGGCUUUUUGAUCACGCAUUCUUUGGCAUCACUGGACGUGAGACAGAAACGCUGGAUCCGUCUCAGCGCAAGUUGCUUGAAGUGGUCUACGAAGCGUUGGAGAAUGGCGGCGAGACAUGGGAUAGCAUUUCUGGAUCCCGCACAGGCGUUUAUGUUGGAAACUUCGCGCUGGACCACUUGCUGAUUCAAUCUCGCGACUGGGAGAACCCAAAGUCCUACGCUGCAACAGGCGCAGACACCAGUAUUCUGGCAAACCGCAUCAGUUACAUAUUCAACCUACAAGGCCCAAGUCUUGCCACAAACACGGCCUGCUCAUCGUCCAUGUAUGCCCUUCAUAUGGCCGUCAGUGCAAUUCGCAGCGGCGAUUGUGACUCGGCUAUCGUGGCGGCAGCCAACUGGAUCUCGGACCCUAGCCUCCAAAUCGUGUUAGAUAAACUUGGCGCGCUGUCUCCCACAUCCCGCUGCCACACAUUUGACGUCAGAGCGGAUGGGUACGCUCGAGGUGAAGGUUAUGCCGCCCUGUACUUGAAAAAGUCUUCGAUAGCGGUCGUCGAUGGAUCACCUAUUCGAGCAAUGAUCCGGGGAACAGCUGUCAACGCCAAUGGGCGCACUGGGGGUAUAACCCGUCCUAGCGCCGUUGGACAGGAAACUGUCAUCCGCAAAGCUUACGAGAACUCGGGCAAUCUCCCAUUCUCUGAUACAACGUAUUUUGAGUGCCACGGAACUGGCACUCCGGCCGGAGAUCCCAUAGAAGUGUCGGCUGUGGGGAACGUCUUCGCGUCGUCCAGGUCGGACGCGCCUAACGACCGUUUGCUUAUAGGAUCUAUCAAAACUAAUCUAGGGCACACUGAGGGUGCAAGUGCGAUUGCGUCAGUCAUGAAGGUCGUUCUGUCCCUGGAGGCAGGAGAGAUUCCUCCGAGUUACGGCAUCACGAUAUUGAAUCCGAACAUCGACUUCGACAGAGCCAAGGUCGACGUUGUUAAAGAUGGUACUAUUCCCUGGCCAGAAGGCAAGUUACGACGCGCAAGUAUCAAUUCUUUCGGUUUUGGUGGUGCUAAUGGGCACUGUGUAAUCGACCAUGUGAACGUCGUGCUUCCGGAUUAUGUGAAGCCUGGUGUUACGCAGAACUCUUCCAAUUACCUGAAUAUCGCAAAAGGCUGGGCGAUAAAUAGUCAUACCAGGAGCCAUACUAAUGUUGCGAAUGGACACAGUAAUGGCUCACUUAAUGGUCACACCAACGGCCACAACGGUGGUGUUAAUGGUCAUGCCAGUGCCUCAGUUAAUGGCCAUGCCAGCCCUGCGAAUGGUUACAGUAGUUGCUCACUUAAUGGUCAUACCGACGGCCAGCGCAAUGGACACCAUGCUGAACCCUCCCGAAAUGCAACAUCGCACAGUCCCAUUAUCAGACCACCACCGAAAUCAGCUGAACCAGACGUAACCACGCGCCAACGGAUAUUGCUUCCCUUUUCGGCUCACAUUGUAUCCUCACUCAAAGCAAACAUUGAUAUUUUGUCUCAAGUAAUUGAUCAGCAUUCACUGGCUGAUGUUGCGUACACACUCGCGUCUAGGCGCUCCAAACUUCAGCAGCGAUCCUUCCGCAUCGUGGACAAAGAUGACGUGGCGCACGGGCUGACUGUCGAUAGGCCCAUAUUCUCGAGUCCUGUGCAGACAAUCAAUGUCGGGUUUAUCUUCACAGGCCAGGGUGCACAGUGGCAUGCGAUGGGUGCGAAGCUCUUUGAAUAUCGGGUGUUCCGAACAACAAUUGCCUAUUUAGACGAAGUCAUUAGUGUCCAGCCCACACGCCCUCCGUGGUCCAUUGUAGACGUCCUCUCGGGCGAAUGUGAAGAGAACUGCAUUCAAACUCCGGAGGCGUCGCAGACUGCAUGCACUGCUGUGCAGAUAGGUAUGGUUGACCUUCUGGCCUCAUGGUCUGUCCGGCCUUCCGCGGUUGCUGGGCAUUCUUCCGGCGAGAUGGCCGCGGCCUAUGCAUCUGGUCACAUAACCGCGGCCGAAGCCAUCACGGCCGCCUUUCUCCGCGGCAAGGCAGUUUCGAAAAACAAGCAGCAGGGUGCCAUGCUUGCUGUGGGCCUGGGUCUGGAGCAGAUGUCUGAGUAUCUGGAUGGGAAACAAGAGGAAAUCCAGGUGGCGGCGAUCAAUUCGCCGGACAGCGUCACACUUUCUGGCGAGGCAGACGCUAUCGAGGUGCUUUCCGCUACCCUGAACCAGGAGGGCAUCUUCAACAGAACCCUCCGCACAGGCAGCAACGCAUAUCAUUCACAUCACAUGCGCCCACUUGGCCGCGACUAUAGUGUCAUACUUUCCGCCGGACUUGCUAAUAUCAAUCAACAUGGCAUGAGCAACGCAGGCCAGCGCUAUAGUCGCGUCCCAUGGAUCUCAUCGGUGACUCCGGACAAGGCCAUCCCAGACGAAAUCACAGAAGCCUACUGGAGAGCCAAUCUCGAAUCCCCAGUCAGGUUCUCUCAGGCGGUCUCCAAUAUGGUUCGCUUAGAAGACGCAACUGUGGACGCUCUUGUGGAAAUUGGGCCACAUCCUGCGCUGAAGAGUCCUCUGGAUCAAAUCUUGAAAAGUCUCGGAAUAUCUAUUCCUUAUAUCGCUUCAUUGAAACGGGGCGAGGAUAGCCGAGACUCAAUGCUGCAGCUCGCCGGCUCCUUAUUUGGUCUGAAUGCUCCGAUCGAUAUGGUUGCUGUAAACGCAAUGGAUGAUGAAGAUCAUAACGACAACAUGGGUCUUGUCCACGGGUGUACCGCCAUCGAUCUCCCUCCGUAUCAGUAUACCUAUGGACCUAUCAAUUACUAUGAAAGCCGCGUGAGUAAGGAGUACAGGCUUCGGAAGGUCAUCCGACAUGACCUUCUUGGUUCUAGAGUCCCCGGGACCACCCAGCUCCACCCCCAGUGGCGCAAUGUACUUCGCGUCAAAGAUCUCUCCUGGCUAGGUGACCACCGUCUGCUACCAGACGCUGUCUUCCCUGCUGCGGGAUUCAUAUGCAUGGCAGUAGAAGCCGCCUCGCGGAUCUACUACGAUGCUUUUGAAGAACCAUUACAAAUUACGGGUUAUACAUUUCGAAAUGUGAACAUUAAAUCGGCACUGAGGAUCCCUGAAGACGACGAUGGAAUAGAGAUCAUUUUCAACAUGGGGCCUGUGGAUGUGACGACACCUAACUCGCCUUCCUGGGUGAGCUAUACCAUUAGCAGCGUGGCACGGGAUUCAAACGAAUGGACCGAGCACUGCAGUGGACUUGUCAAAGUGGAAGUGUCUACGUCGUUAAUAUUGAAGGGCCGGCUGAAUACCGACUUGGACACCCGAUUCCCGGAUGUUCGCUCGUGGUAUAAACGGUUUGCUGCUAUCGGCAUUGGUUACGGACCAACGUUUCAGGCCCUGUCGGACAUCCAGGCCGACCCUAAUCAGAAUGUGGCCCUAGCCACUGUAGCGUUGAACACGACUGCGAACACCGUGCCGGGCGGAGAGUCAAGCUAUCCCCUGCACCCCGCUUCUCUCGACGCGACCUUCCAGCUGGGGCUUAUCGCUUGCUACGGAGGCCAGGUGGAGAAGGCGAGCACUGCGUUUGUCCCUGUUCACCUGUCCCAGCUGUAUCUCAAGAACAGGGUUAACCCUGAUUCAAUUUCAUGCACAGCUAUUGCCUGUGGAAAGCGCCAAGGUUUGCGGGGCGCCUACAUUAACCUCCAGAUGUUGAGUAAUAGUGGGGAUGUGGUUCUCGAUGUCGACACUCUUCGUUGCAUCAGUUAUAGCGAGCCCAAGUUGAAUAUCCAGCUGCAAUCCAAAGCUUUUAGCAGUCCAUUCACGAGGCUAACGUGGAAGCCUGACAUUCGUACAUUAACCAAUCCCCAGCUACGUCAGAUCUUCCCCUCGCCUCCGGAAAACAACGACGGAAUUGCGCCUCUCGAACGUGCGGAUAUGAUUGCCGGCUUGGUGCUGGUCGACAUAUACGACACCUUUGUCCGCGUUGAGGAUCGAGUAGAACCGCGUGGAGAAUUGCGCCACUGGGUUGACUGGUGCAAGCACUGCGUUGAGCAGGACCAGAGAGAGAAUAUGACCAGAUCCAGACACAUUUCUUUUGAUGAGCGUCAUAGAUUACUACAAGCACUAUACAGUGAAGCAGGGGACAGUCCUGAGGCCAAAGCCGCGAAACGCCUGCAUGAAAACAUGGGACUUAUCCUCAGCGGACAAAAGACCGGUCUCGAUAUCCUCGUCCCCGACGGUCUACUGACGGCACUUUAUGAAACGGGACCCUUCAUCAUCGGUGCGUACCCUCAGUUAUUCAAUACCCUAGAUUGCCUCGGUCAUGCCAACCCCAACAUGCGCAUUUUGGAGGUCGGGGCCGGCACAGGCGGCGCAACGCGCGUGGCCAUGAAGGCGCUUGUGGGUGCGAAUGGCAUCAAGCGCUAUGCCGACUACACAUUCACCGACAUCUCCGCUGGGUUCCUCAACACUGCGCAGGAGUCCAUGUCGGAAUUUAGCGAUGUCAAGUUUUCCGUCUUGGACAUUGAGCAAGAUCCGGUGGAGCAGGGAUAUGAGCCCGCUUACGACGUCGUUCUGGCAUCCCAGGCGAUCCAUGCGACCACUAGCAUGGACAGAACCCUGGCAAACUGCAAAAAGCUUCUGAAACCUGGUGGAAAGCUCUUGCUGGUUGAGAGCACACGCAUGCGAGUUCUUCCUGGUCUCCUGUAUGGUACAUUGACCGGGUACUGGUUGGGUGUCUCGGAUGGCCGUUCAGAAGGACCUUUCAUGGAUCUUCCAGCAUGGGACUUGCGCCUGCGAAAGGCCGGUUUCUCUGGGACUGAAUUGUUUUUGGAUGACUAUCCACAUCCGCACAAUACGACGUCUGUCAUAGUGUCGACUCUGGUCAGUCCAAGCCCUAAUAGCACUGUCGUCCAUCUCCUCCAUGGUGAUCAAGGUGUACCGCCUCUCCUGAGCCGUCUUUCCCAAGAGUAUGCGCUCAGGGGUAUUUCAACUACAAUUUAUCCGCUUGACAAGGCGUUAGAGGUAGUAUCGCCGAACUCGCGCGUCGUGGCCUUUUUGGAAGGCAAGAACCUCUUGCUUGAUGCCAAUGAAGGCCGUCUGCAGCUUUUCCAGCAUCUGGCCCAAAGCACAAAGUGCAUGACAUGGCUGACGUCUUGCGGAAUUGUCAAGGGCCGCGAUCCUGACGGGGCUUUUGUUACUGGACUCUUGCGGGCGAUUGGCACGGAGAAUCCUGCCAGCCGAUUUUUAUCCGUAGACAUCGACGCCCAGAACUUCGAUAUUCAAGAUGAGGACCUGGUCCGCAACAUAGUCGAUCAUGAGGAUGCCCUUCAGCGUCCCACGGCUGACGGCGAGAGUGAAGAUCGUGAGUUUGUCUGGCAGGACGGCUGCAUGUGGGUGAGCCGUGCCGUUCCAGAUACCGGAUUGGAGCCAUACGCCAACACACUUGAAACUCCUACGAACCGCGGCGCCAGUCUUCUUCCCUUGGACAGUCAAGGUCCCGUGCGAGCUGCUUUCGAGACUCCCGGUAUCCUUAGCUCUCUGUACUUCCGGCCUUAUACAGAACUCUGGCAGCCUCUACCACCGAAUUACAUCGAGGUCAAGGUCAGCGCGGUAGGCCUCAACUGGAAGGACUUGGGCCUUACAUCCGGCCGAUUCGAUGCCAAUGGUAAUAACCUGUCGUCUGAAUAUGCAGGUAUAGUCACCAAAACGGGUACAGACGUGGUAGGCUUCUCCGUUGGCGACCGCGUGUACGGCAUGGGGAGAGGGCACUUUGGUACCCACACGCGUGUUCCAGCGGCGUUUGCGCAAAAGCUGCUAGAUAGCGACAGUCUAAUCGAGGCAGCCACAAUACCUGUGGUGUUCAUGACUGCUGUCUAUGCGUUCGAUCAUGUCGCUCGUCUCCGGAAGGGGCAGAAGGUUCUGAUCCAGUCAGCUUCUGGUGGUCUAGGGCUCGCAGCUAUCCAACUUGCCCAGUCCAAGGGGGCAGAUGUUUUUGCCACAGCUGGUACCGAAGAGAAGAUCCAAUUCCUGACCGACUCCAUGGGUAUUCCAUCCUCUCAUGUGUUCAGUUCGCGGGAUCCAUCCGCCUUAUCGCGAGCAGCUAGUGUGACGGGCAAGGGCGGGUUCGAUGUUAUUCUCAGCACUGUCGUUGGGGGAGAGCUGCUGUAUGAGUCUCUCAAGUUCCUUGCACCCAUGGGCCAUCUGAUUGAUGUGGGUCGGUUAGAUGUGCUGGACUCGAAGACAAUUGGUCUUGAGCUAUUUCAGAAGAACGCCAGCUUUUCCUCGUUUGAUCUUAACCUUAUCCUGGACCACGACCCCGAACUCGGUGGACUCCUGAUGAAGACGGUGAAUAAUCUUUACCUUGCCGGACAGAUUUCUCCCAUCCGGCCAUUUUCAGUAGCCGACGUUUCCAAGCUUGAUCAAGUCCUACUUGCAUUCUCUAAGGGGGCCCAUAUCGGCAAGAUGGUGGUAACCUUCGAGAACCCAUCCUCUGUAGUCAAGAUCAUGCACGGACCUCCAGCGACAAAGUUCGAUCCCGAAGCACGCUAUAUUAUUACCGGUGGGCUUGGAGGCCUCGGGCGUUCCAUUAUACGGUGGAUGGUCGAGCAUGGUGCUCGAGACUUUGUCAUCCUGUCUCGACGGGGUAUCAGCACCCCCCAGGCGCAAAUGAUGGUUGACAAACUGACAACUGACGGGAUACGCAUCGCGGCAAUAGCCUGCGACAUAAGUCAACGAGACCAAGUCUUCAGCGCGAUUCAGCACGCCGCAUCUAACCGACCUGUCCGCGGCUUGAUACAUGCAGCCCUUUCAUUAUCUGAUCUUUCCUUUGACAAGCUCACUAUUGACCAGUGGCGAGCCGGCACUGCGGCCAAGACGCAGGGGACACAGAACCUGCACGAAGCGACCAUCUCCCUGCCACUCGACUUUUUCAUCAUGACCACAUCCACGGAGUCUAUCUGGGCUCCUCCCACACAGAGUGCCUACGUCGCCGCCAGUAAUUUCCAGGAUUUCUUCGCCCGCUAUCGCCGCCAGCUGGGGCUGCCCGCUUCGACAAUGGCAUUCGGCCUCGUCAACGACGUGGGAUCCGACUGGCGUCACGGUGCCUCCGGCACGGUCGAAAUGUAUUCCCGCAACAAAGCCCUAACGAUGACAGAGCACCAAGUCCUCGCCCGGCUGGAGCCCGCAUUCGUUAAUUUUGCUGGGAAUGGUUCAUCGUUGCACAUAGGCCAGGACCAUGACCCGCUAUCUGUCGCCAACUGUUUCACCUGCCUCGAUCCCGCCGCCAUGGCUGAUCAACAGCGAGAUGAAGCUGAGCGCGGUAUACCCUCGACGACAGUGCCCCGAUGGUACGCUGACGGACGCGUUUCACUGAUCAUCCGUGCCAUGAAGGACACCCAGCGACAUGUAGGCGGUUCCGACGCAGCGCAGGACGCAGGUAGCGGAGGCUUUAAAUCGGCAAUCUCCCUUCUACGUACUGCAUUUGACGAGGCGGUCAAAGCCGGACCUGGCGAGCGCGACAAGACGGUGGAGUUGGUGACCACCGCCAUCGUGACGGCUGUCGCGGAUAUGUUAUUUAUUGACGCGUCGAGUGUAAAUAUUUCCAAGAGUGUAGCUGACCACGGCGUCGAUAGCUUGAUUGCGGCUGAACUGCGCAACUGGUUCCAUCAGGCAUUGGGGACGGACCUGCGGAUGCUGGAUUUGUUGGAUGCCCAUACAAGCAUCCGAGCACUGGCAACUGGCAUCGUCGACAGAGAAUUGCAGUCUAUCCAGUCAGUGAGUGGGGCGGCUUGA
Molecule: messenger RNA, 8127 nt
Organism: Aspergillus alliaceus
Lineage: Eukaryota; Fungi; Ascomycota; Eurotiomycetes; Eurotiales; Aspergillaceae
Product: type I polyketide synthase
Exons: 5
Coding region: 1-8127 (2708 amino acids)
Biological process (GO): fatty acid biosynthetic process; secondary metabolite biosynthetic process
Molecular function (GO): oxidoreductase activity; phosphopantetheine binding; fatty acid synthase activity
Source: RefSeq, a predicted model, not a curated record